GGCCCGGGGUUGCUAUGGAGACAGGAAGCUUGCAACAGGUAGGUGCAGUAGAACCCAGAAAGUGAUUGCUUACGGUAUCGGUAUCGCAACAAAGCCUGCUUCCUCCAUCCACAUCUUCAACUCUCCCCUCAGCUGGCCUUUCGCCCCUUGACGCCUAUGGAAAAUCCUACUUCUCUGAAUCAAGAAGAAAACAAAGAGACGGAGGAGUCAGAGAGGCCAUGGCAAGGAGAGUCAGAAUCUUCUCCCCGGGAUCCCGAUCCCCCAUCACCUAAGUACCAGGAAGAGGAGCAUAGGUCAGAAACUGAACCCCCACCCAGAAUGAGCCCCUCUUGGGGCCGCCAGUCUAGGGCGAGCCUGUCUCCGGGAGGCAUCACCGCGGAACCAGGAGUGUCACCCUCCCCUCCUUCGCCUCCUCCGGAGUCUCAUUUGACUCCUCACAUGACUGCAACUAUUCAAGAUCCCGAUGCCUCCUCACAGGUAGAGAGGUCCCAUAGUGGGACUCCUGACACGGGGACACCUCAUUCUGAUCCCAGGGAACCGUAUUCUGCCGCAAGACAGUCAACUCACUACGCAAGGCGAACAGAGAAAAGCGCCCUCUCGCAAUGUCAGGCACCCCAAUCUGACCUGUGUGGACCAGGGGGUGCCAGCCAUGACCAGUCCAAGCAAAAAGGGCUGAGAUUUGACCUUUUACACGAGGAAGAGUCGAACAGUAACUGUGACCCAGACCAGCCUGAGUUUGGGGCCAAUGAAGCAGCCCCCAGUGUGCUUGAUGUGGCUGUGCAGAACGCAAAGGCGUACCUGCUGGGUACUAGCACCAAGUCUGGCUUAAAUCUAUAUGAUCAUCUGUCUAAUGUGCUGUCCAAGGUCCUAGAUGAGCGUCCUACAGAUGCUGUUGACAUCAUUGAAAGUAUAAGCCGAGAUGUGAAAAUGGCACGUUUUAAUAAAAAAUUAGAUACGCUCCACAACGAAAACGAGAUGCUUCCAGCAUAUGAAAUAGCAGAGAAGCAGAAGGUGCUUUUCCUCCAGGGGCAUUUGGAAGGAGCUGACUCAGAGCUGGAGGAGGAAAUGGCAGAAAGUGUGCUGCCUAAUGUGAUGGAAUCGGCUUAUUAUUUUGAACAAGCUGGAGUUGGUCUGGGGACAGAUGAGACGUACCGAGUAUUCCUGGCUCUCAAGCAACUUACCGACACACACCCAAUCCAAAGAUGCCGCUUCUGGGGCAAGAUCCUGGGUCUGGAAAUGAAUUAUAUUGUUGCUGAAGUGGAAUUUCGUGAUGGUGAAGAGGAAGAGGAGAUGGGAGAGGAAGGGGUAGCUGAGGAGAGGGACAAUGAGGAGAGUGAUGCUGGUGAAGGCGAGGAGGAUGAACUGCCAAAGUCCUUGUAUAAGGCCCCGCAGGCGAUACCCAAGGAAGAAAGUAGAACAGGCACCAAUAAGUAUGUCUACUUUGUUUGCAAUGAGCCUGGGAGGCCGUGGGUGAAGUUGCCGUCAGUUACUCCUGCUCAAAUUGUUACUGCAAGGAAAAUCAAGAAGUUUUUCACUGGGCGACUAGAUGCGGCCAUUGUAAGCUACCCACCCUUCCCAGGAAAUGAGAGUAAUUACUUAAGGGCACAAAUUGCCCGGAUUUCAGCAGGGACCCAUGUUAGCCCUCUAGGAUUCUAUCAGUUUGGUGAAGAGGAAGAGGAAGAGGAAGAGGCGGAAGUGGGUCGCAGCAGCUAUGAGGAAAACCCUGACUUUGAAGGCAUCCAAGUGAUUGACCUGGUGGAGUCUCUGGCCAACUGGGUUCAUCAUGUGCAGUACAUUCUUCCUCAGGGUCGCUGUCAUUGGUUCAACCCUCUACAGAAAAAUGAGGAAGAGGAAGAAGAAGAUGAAGAAAAAGGAGAAGAGACUGACUACAUAGAACCAGAAGUGGGGCCUCCUCUCUUGACACCGCUCUCUGAAGACUUAGAGAUUCAGAAUAUACCCUCUUGGACUACCCGACUGUCCUCAAAUCUCAUUCCACAGUAUGCCAUUGCUGUCCUUCGAUCCAAUCUCUGGCCUGGAGCAUAUGCCUUUUCCAAUGGCAAGAAGUUUGAAAACUUCUACGUAGGCUGGGGUCAUAAGUACAGUGUGGAGAAUUACACACCCCCAGGCCCACCACCGGUUUAUCAAGAAUAUCCCAGUGGACCAGAAAUUACAGAAAUGGAUGAUCCCAGCGUGGAGGAGGAACAAGCUUUCAGAACUACCCAAGAGGCAGUUGCACUCUCAGCUGAGGAUGACGAAGAAACCGAAGAUGAAGAUGACGACAAUGAUGACUAAUGCAGAAUUAAACCAGUCUUAUGUGGCACUAACACACAUAAAUCUCUUAUGGGGACUGAGUUUUUUU
Acomys russatus (golden spiny mouse) is the source of this 2359-nucleotide messenger RNA. It is a transcript of the gene Rsph4a, whose product is annotated as radial spoke head component 4A. Lineage: Eukaryota; Metazoa; Chordata; Mammalia; Rodentia; Muridae. Bases 157 to 2292 code for a protein of 711 amino acids. The transcript has 6 exons. The record is from RefSeq and is a predicted model, not a curated record. Gene Ontology annotation, cellular component: axoneme; radial spoke. Gene Ontology annotation, biological process: cilium movement involved in cell motility; cilium assembly; axoneme assembly.